GAGCGGUCACAGCAAUGCCCCGCCCAUGGGGCAGGAGGGAGCUAUAAAUACUGGACCGAGCAUCCCUCUACCCAGCCUGUACCUGCAGCAGCUUCCAGUUCCACGUGUGUCCCUGCAGAGACGGCAUGGCUGCCCAGCACCUCCUGCUCCUCACCUGCCUGCUGGCCCUGUCAGUCACAGUUCUCACCCUGGAAAUAGAAAACCUGAAUAUCUUCAAUGGAACUUCAGAUAAAAUUCUGAACCUCAGCCCAGGGGAUCCUAUGCCUGUGCACAGUCUGGGCCACAGCCGGCGGAAGCGAGCCAAUGACACCCCACUACCGGCAGGACGUGCCUGGCCCAAGGACUGCAGUGAGAUCCCCUCAGGCAGCCUCAGCGGCAUCUACCUCAUCCAGCCCACAGGACUGCACCAGCUCGUGGUGUACUGUGACAUGAACGAAACAGCCGGGGGCUGGACGGUCCUCCAGCGGAACCAGCGCAACACGCAGAUCACCUGGGCUGAGUCCUGGAGCACCUACAAGUACGGCUUUGGCAACGUGCAGGAUGACUACUGGCUGGGGACGGAGUACAUCUAUCGGAUCGCCAAGCAGAAGGUCUACCAGGUCAGGUUUGUCAUCCACGAUUCAUCCGGCACCAUGAAAUACGCAGACUACAACCUCUUCGGUCUGGAAGACGAGUCCAACGGCUACAGGCUGAGGCUGGGCUCUUACACGGGGACUGCAGGGGACGCCAUGGCCCCAAACAAUCCUAACACCGUUCAUGACAACAUGAAGUUCUCCACUAAAGACCUGGAUCAGGACACUUACAGUGGGAACUGUGCAUCUAGCUAUGGUGGGGGCUGGUGGUACUCAGCUUGUUAUUCUGCUCAACUGAACAUCAAAGGAAGCAUCCGUUGGGGUAGUUUCUGUAGUGGGAACUGCCAAGCCUCUGCCAUCCUCAUCAAACCAGCAUCUUACUGUUAGUCACCCCUUUCCCACCCUUCUGUCUGCAGUGAGGCCAACCCCUGCUCCACGAAGGGAUAGAAAGGGUCAGAGUGUGUCAUGGCCAAACCUCCUGCCCGCCCUCACAGGCCUUGCUGGGGAAGGUACCCGGGUUACCAAGGAAAUGGGGCCACUUUUCCUUCUCCUCUCCCUCCCUGCAGACUUUCUGAGCUCUUCUGUGCUGGGCCCUUCCCCUUUGGGCUUUGGGUUGAUUCAUUUUAAUUAUAUUAAAAAUCAGAACAAUUGUCUGCAAAAAUUGUUGUUUCCAAGCAUGUGGUGUGGUGGAGAAAACACGCUCAACCCUGCCGUGAUUGUUCAUUAGAUUGAACGAGCACCCCUAGAGGUCACCAGAAACAGGAGGCCAUAAAGGCUGAAGAAUUCUCUCACACUC
This is a messenger RNA of Gopherus evgoodei (Goodes thornscrub tortoise), 1368 nucleotides long. RefSeq names its product fibrinogen-like protein 1-like protein. Lineage: Eukaryota; Metazoa; Chordata; Testudines; Testudinidae. The record is from RefSeq and is a predicted model, not a curated record. The transcript is spliced from 4 exons. Bases 126 to 959 code for a protein of 277 amino acids.